AUGGCUACCAUGAUGCCACCCACCACUACCCAAACCUCGCCGAAGAGAAAGUCUGCAGCGGCAGGUUUAUCCGCUGGGGGUAGAACCGUGAAACGACGUGCUUCCAAAGCCUGCCACUGUUGCCGUGGGAGGAAGGUUCGUUGUGACGUCGUUGAGAGCGGUAUUCCAUGCACAAACUGCAGACUGGACGAGGUUGAGUGUGUGGUCACCGAAGGAAAGCGGCGGAGGAAGACAUAUUCAGAAGGGGAGCUCUUUCACCAGUCCCCGUGCAAUUCCGCCGAAGACGAGAAGGAACUCCCGCAAUUUCCCAUCUUUGAAGACAUCGACGAGCUCAACAACUUUCUUCCGAGCCUACCUUCCUGCGAGACAACCCUAUCGCUGAAAAGCUCGGAAGAUGUAUUCCAGCAUAAGCCGCAUAUGCUUUACCAAACGCAGGGACAUCGUUUGAGCCAGGAGGAGCGGUUCCGGCGGAUGUCUGUGAUUAGCAGCAAGCAGAACUCUCCCUCAUUGCCUCUGCCAUCGACGAUGUCUUAUUUUCCCCAGCAGCCGAGCCGUCCAAAUAUUGUCCUGCCACCGUUCAUUCGGCAAAUAUCGCCCAGGAUCAUGACGGAAGAUCUUGAAUUCCUGCAGAGGAAGGGAGCCCUCCUGAUCCCGGAGACAAGCUUUCGAAACGAGUUACUUCGGUGUUACGUGCAAUACGUGUACCCCUUUAUGCCGAUCAUCGACCUCCAGGACUUCUUGGGCACCAUCGAGAAGAAUCAAGCCACGGAUACGAUGAGCCUGUUGCUAUUUCAAGCUGUCAUGUUCGCUGCCACUGCGUAUAUUGACAUGCGCUAUCUGCUGGCUCAAGGCUACAUGACCAGAAAGGCUGCCAGAAAGUCUUUCUUCGAGAAAGUCAAACUCUUGUACGAUUUCGACUAUGAAGCUGACCGGAUCACAAUCGUGCAAGCAGCCCUGUUGAUGACUUACUGGUACGAGAGUCCUGACGAUCCCAAGGACGUCUGGCACUGGCUGGGUAUAGCGACCUCCGUGGCAAGAACCAUUGGACUGAACUGCGACACAUCUAAUGCCCCUCUCAUGACGCCACCGCAGCGUCGACUCUGGAAACGCAUAUGGUGGUCAUGUUAUAUGCGAGACCGAUUAAUCGCCAUUGGUAUGCGGCGUCCCAUGCGGAUCAACGACGGGGACUUCGAUGUUCAAAUGCUUGAACUAAGUGAUUUCGAGACGGAGUCAUUAUCACCCGAACUUUGCAAAAUGCUCGGAGGUUGUCCGGCGGUGAAAGACAGCUCGAAGCGAGUCACGUUGGCAAAGAUGUGCAUAGGUCUCGCGCAGCUCUGCCUUUGCAUCAGCAAAGUUCUCGCUGUCCAAUAUUCCACCCUGGGUCACAAGAUUGGGGCGACUCAAGAGACCACGAUGAGAUUGGUCCCAAAGAAGUCAGCGGCAGAGCCCGCUGAUGUGAUACACUGCGAUCGCGAAUUCGAUCAGUGGCACCAGGGCUUGGAUGCCGGCAUUCCUUAUUUUGCUCCAAACUCCGGUGAACGAGUUGCGACGAACGACGGAGAAGUUGUCCACUUGCACCGUGCUCUAUUGAACGGGGUAUACCUGACAGCGAUCAGCGCGCUGCAUCGACCACAAAUUCUACCGUCUGCUCCCAACGUCGUGGUCGCGCCAGAGUUGAGAGAGCUAUCGAAGCGGAAGGUCCGGGAGGCAGCUGACGACAUUACCGAAAUGUAUAAAGAACUUUUCGCCCUUGACAUGAUACGGUACCUACCAAACACUGGUGUCACCUGCCUCCUCCCAGCCAUCAUCAUCCAUCUCCUGGACAUCAAGUCAACGGACAGCAACAUCCGUCAGGCCAGCACCCGGAAAUUCCACUUUUGCAUGCAGGCGUUGCAGAGGCUGCGGGAGAUGUACGCCUCUGCGGACUUUGCCUUCUCUUUCUUGGACGCGGCCGUUCGCAAGACAAACGCGCAGGUCUCAGCUGCCGUUGCAGCCGCCCCGGCAAUGAAAGAGUCGCACAAUCAUCCUACAGUCGAACAGAAGCUUGGUCAAGCUCCGUUGUUGCUGACACCGCCACCUGAAGCGAUGCAGACAGCCAGCUUGUUGCUUAUGAACUCCACUCUGUCGCCCGAAGAGCGGAGUCUUAUUGCCGCAUAUACUCCGAGGACGCCCGCUGGCUCGGAUGUGAGUUUGAGCUCCCACACAACGGCAGGAGCAGCGUCUGCAUUGACCGACCUGCCCGAGGAACACGACGCUGAGAUCAAAGAUGAGCUCGGACAGAUGGAUGAAGCCGAUUUUGACACUCUCAUGGAGCUGGAAAGCGGGACGGAUCUGUUCGCUAUGGCUGAAGAUGACAUGGACUUGAGUAUGCAGUGGCUGCAGGGGUUUGAUGCCGACAAGCUCUCACCGGGCACGGGCGAGUUCCCGCUGCAGACAAUCGAAGAGGCCGAGGAACCAAUUUAUGCGGAGCGGGCCCUCGAAGUGAGUGACGAACUCGGUAUGGGCCUGGGCAUCUAA
This is a messenger RNA of Cladophialophora yegresii CBS 114405, 2517 nucleotides long. RefSeq lists its product as uncharacterized. Bases 1 to 2517 code for a protein of 838 amino acids. The record is from RefSeq and is a predicted model, not a curated record. Gene Ontology annotation, biological process: regulation of DNA-templated transcription; DNA-templated transcription. The transcript has 3 exons. NCBI's taxonomy places the organism in Eukaryota, Fungi, Ascomycota, Eurotiomycetes, Chaetothyriales, Herpotrichiellaceae. Gene Ontology annotation, molecular function: DNA-binding transcription factor activity, RNA polymerase II-specific; zinc ion binding; DNA binding.